This is a messenger RNA of Ogataea parapolymorpha DL-1, 1890 nucleotides long. RefSeq lists its product as uncharacterized. The record is from RefSeq and is a predicted model, not a curated record. Bases 1 to 1890 code for a protein of 629 amino acids. Gene Ontology annotation, molecular function: triacylglycerol lipase activity. NCBI's taxonomy places the organism in Eukaryota, Fungi, Ascomycota, Pichiomycetes, Pichiales, Pichiaceae. Gene Ontology annotation, biological process: lipid metabolic process. The transcript has a single exon.
AUGACCCAGGUUGCGCGACGCACCUCGUCGCCGAUCCGGAUCUUCAGGAAGGGCGUUACAAAGGCCGUGGACGAUAACCCGCUCUCAGUGUCUGCGUGCAAGGCGAUUGGCGCCACCACGCGGUCCGUGGAAAUGAUUUCGGAAUCGAUCUCAGACAAAUGGAAGAGAUCGGUCGAUGCAAUUUUGUCCCCCACGUUACCGAGUCUCCCCACUUCCAAGACCGAGGACGAGGACUCCACGAGCACCAACUCCGAGAUUGCGGGAGACUACGACGAUGAUGAGUACGACCUUGGCCACGAGCCUAAGCCUCUGGUAGCCGAGGAGCCGAGCGCCCCACCCAUGAAGCGGUUUUCGCGGGCUCAUAGCGACGUCGAGUCGUCCAUCAUUGGAGGAGAGCCUGCAGAGCAAAUCGACCCCGAUGAGGGUAGCCACGAGACUGCCGUGGAGGAAGCGAGCCCGACACGCAAAGUGUUCUCCUUCUCUCUGCCUUUUGGCACCAACGGGCCCCACAAACCGGGCCGUCUGUCCUCGAUCCGGUCGGUUCUGAGCCCCACGCGAACAAUAUUCGAGCCGGACGACAAGGAGCUGCAGCGCAUCGAGAUCCGUCAAAAGCUGGCGCGACAGGAGUCAAUUUCCACCGUCGAGGAGGCCAUUUUGUUCGAGGACGUCACUAAGCUCCAAGACAACAAGAUCGACGCAUUAUUCAAAUCCCUCAAGCCCACAGUCAAGCUGCCACCAAAUCACGAACUGCCCGACUAUAUGCGUAUUUUCCAGGAAUUAGAAGGAGACAUCAUCAUUUUGGGUGGCUACCGGGGCAGCAUACUGAGAGACUCCCUGACUAAGAGACGCGCGUGGAUCCCAGUGCUCAAGGCAGGCUUGAAUAUAAAGAAAAUAGACCUGCUGUUGGGCCCAAAAGACGAGGACGAGCUGCACACGGAAGAGAAAAUAUAUGCUGACGGAAUUCUUUCGCACAUCGGGCCCGUCGAUAUCUGCAAGAAACUGAUGGCCACGCUGGAAGCGAAUCCAAAGGUCCGCGUGCACAACUUCGGCUACGAUUGGCGGCUUUCGCUCGACAUUCCGGCCGAAAAGCUGCAUGCUUUGCUCAAAGACAUCAAAAAACGGACCGGCAAGCCGGCGCUCCUUAUUGCGCACUCGAUGGGCGGUCUUGUGUCACACUCGGCAAUGCAAAAAGAUCCAUCGCUGGUGCGAGGGAUAGUUUACGUCGGCACUCCUGCCCCGUGCUCCAACAUCAUGGGGCCCCUGAGGUUUGCAGACCAUAUUCUGCUCUGCAAAGAUCUGCUAACGUCAGAGGUAAACUUCAUGAUGCGCUCUUCGUUUGUAUUUAUUCCGCGCAACGGCGAGCUGUUCAAGGACAAAAAUACGGGGGAGCUAUACAACAUUGAUUUUUUCGACCCCAAAAACUGGAUCGAGUACAAUCUGAGCCCCAUCGUGAGCUCUAUCCGGCUAGCCCAGGAGGCAGGCAAGCCCGUGCCGCCGCACGUAAAGCAGCAGUCGCGGUUUGCGAUCUCCUUCGACGAAGCCUACGAAUAUUUGUGUCGCACGCUCAAACGCACUUCCGAGUUCCUCGAUAGUCUCGAGUACGACGAGUCGCGGGAAUACCCGCCCAUGGCCGUUGUUUACGGUAACGCUGUGCCGUCUGUUCGGUACUCGCUUGUCGACGGCAUCGAGGAAAUCAAAAUGGGAAAUUACUACCAUUUCUUCUACGGUCCGGGAGACGGAGUCACCAACCAGAAAUGGGUGUUUCCAGAAAACAGAGGCUAUCCGCUGGUCGGCAAGUUUAACUCCACGCUAGGCCAUGUGGCCUUGCUGACCGAUUUAGACUGCAUCGGCAAGGCUAUGCUGGCCAUUGUCCGCGCCGAGCAGAAAUAA